Messenger RNA from Zymoseptoria tritici IPO323, 2114 nucleotides. RefSeq lists its product as uncharacterized. The transcript is spliced from 5 exons. Gene Ontology annotation, cellular component: kinetochore. NCBI's taxonomy places the organism in Eukaryota, Fungi, Ascomycota, Dothideomycetes, Mycosphaerellales, Mycosphaerellaceae. Gene Ontology annotation, molecular function: centromeric DNA binding. The coding region runs from base 108 to 2114 and encodes 668 amino acids. Gene Ontology annotation, biological process: spindle attachment to meiosis I kinetochore; attachment of mitotic spindle microtubules to kinetochore; kinetochore assembly. The record is from RefSeq and is a predicted model, not a curated record.
CCACGCGUGUUGUUCCAACAUCUCACUCUCGCUCUGACCGACCGGCGCAUAUCCUACUUCGAUACUCAAACGUGGCGCUGGGAAAAGAGAACAAGCCGCCGCGCGGCAUGGCGCCACCCGCGAAGAACGCGACACCAGGUCGGCGCAGAAGAGCAGACAAUCAGUACUUUGAUGUUGGAAAAGUCGGAAGAAAAACGGGCAUCACACUACAAGAUACUGGCAUACGCGACGAACAUGGAUUGGAGCCGGUGUCCGGCAUAUUCUCCUCACCAGGAGAGCCUUCCCGGCAUAAUGGCGACAGGACAUUGACAAGUGAGGGCAUGGACCUGCAAGAAGGUUCCACUCCAGAUGUCACAAAAACCCUCACGCGGCGCAGAACUCCCCACUUACCACCUCCGCGACAAACGACUCCCAGGCAUACCAACAUCGGCUCUCCGAAACGCAUGUCAUCAGCGCGUCCAGGCUCGCGACACAUUCCCGACGAGGACGAAGGAAGCUCUCCCUCCGGCAACGCGCCACCCGCGAACAGACGGCUGAACUUUGCUGGAGCUACGAAUCGAAAUCGCAAGAGCAUCAGUGUUGUGGAGAGCGGCAGCCCUUUCAAGCCUCGAAAGACUUUGCGCAGAUCAACAGGGCCCGCGCGACCUGGACCAUACGAGCACGAAGACGACGACGAUGAGGAGGAAGAAGAUGUCGAGGUCGAGCGCGUCAAUGCUGGAUAUGCAGAUCAGAGCGUGGAACAUUCGAUUGAGGAAGACGGUCCCAUGAUGAUGAACGAGGAUGAUGGCUACCCAGUGGACCCAGACCAGACUGCGAUCAGUAUUGAGCAGACACAAGAUGCGCGAGAGCCGACAAAGAAGCGUGGCAGGCCACGGAAGUCUGAUCAGUCCAACAACAGUCAGAUUGAACAGUCGCCAAUCGCCGGACCUUCAAAUCACUCGAGCAAGAAACGGGACCGAGCAAGCUUGAACGAUGACAUGGACGAAAGCGCUGCAUCGCAAAGAGGAGAACUAGGUGGCUGGUCCAAGAAACCGCGAACGUCAAAUGGCGGGAAUGUUGUUGUUCAUCGCGACGGCGAACCCGAGACGAUCGAUCCGACUUUGUUAGCGCAUGGAGACGAGUACAUGGUCGAUGCCGAUGACUACCCUGGAGAACAGCCUGACAGCGAAGUGGAAGCACAGUUGGAAUCGCAACUAGCAGAGCCAGAGCCUUCUACCAAAGCAAAAGGGCGUCCUAAAGGGAAAGGGAAGGCGAAAGCGGCGGCGCCGAAGGAACGAGAUGCCAACAGAGCCAUGCAGAAGCGAGGAAGUCCUGUAAAGAUCAAUGAUUCCCCAUCGAAGAUCCGUCAGCGUGGUGGCAGCACUGGACCUAUUAGCAAUGUAAACUUGCGAGCCAUUACGCCAGCACAGGACGCUGGCCAAAUGACAUCUCGAGCGGGCAGGAAUUUGAUACAGCCUUUGAAGUUCUGGGAGAAUGAAGCUCUCAUUUGGAAGAGCGGCGAGAUCGAGGGAAUCAUUCGAGCCGAUCCUGUUGAGAAGCCAAAAUUGAAGACAAAACGCAAGCGAAAGGGCAAGGCAUCCAAGCGAUCAGGCCUUGACUCGAUCGAAGAAGAGAGCGAGACAGAAUCUAUAAUGGCAGACGAGUGGGAGGAAGAAAUUGGCGUAAUCACCGGGCAUGUUGCUAGCUGGAACCCGCUGCUCAAGAAUGGACAAGGCGAUGGUGAUGCCGACGAGCCUCUGCAAGAAGACAUUGCAUUUGCAGCUUCAUCAAUCAUCACCCGCGAUGUUCCGCAAUCGGCUUUCAAGUACGCCAAAAUCAUGACCAUGCCGUUCUUCGGCGCGGGUGUAGUAGAGCUGCCUCCCGAAGGCUUCAAACGAGCGAAGAACAGCCGUCGCAUGCAGAUGGUGUUCUUCGUGCACGAGGGCAAGGUGCUGGUAGAGGUGGGCGCUACUGGGUUGGAGGUGAACGAAUUCGCUCUCAGCAAGGGCGGUGUUUGGGUUGUUCCCAGAGGUAACAAUUACGCCAUCACGAACGAAAGCAGAACGAGGUCCGCAAAAGUCUUCUUUGCGCAGGGAUGCGUGGUCGACCAGGCGGCAGCAGAUGCGCCGGCAUGA